Molecule: messenger RNA, 5658 nt
Organism: Brettanomyces bruxellensis
Lineage: Eukaryota; Fungi; Ascomycota; Pichiomycetes; Pichiales; Pichiaceae
Exons: 1
Coding region: 1-5658 (1885 amino acids)
Biological process (GO): ubiquitin-dependent protein catabolic process via the N-end rule pathway; protein ubiquitination
Cellular component (GO): cytoplasm; ubiquitin ligase complex
Molecular function (GO): ubiquitin protein ligase activity; zinc ion binding
Source: RefSeq, a predicted model, not a curated record
AUGGAUGAUCAACAGGAGUCGUCCAAGGCAUUAUUUCGUGAAUAUUUGGCCGAACUUCCAAGAAAAUGUAAUUUUAAGUUAACUCCAGAUGUGUUGAAGCAGAUAUAUUCAACAAUUGGUACUUUUAUGCUUCUCACGGAAGCCGAUCUUGAUCCCCAAGAUAACAAUCAUUAUCAUGUUGGUCGUCCUUGCGUCCGCAAGUUUCUUAAAGGAGAAACUUGCUACCGUUGUUUAACAUGUGGUUAUGAUGAAACUUGUGCACUUUGUUCUUAUUGCUUUCAACCAGAACGUCAUAUAGGGCAUCAAGUUCACAAAAGUAUUAUACAAAGAGACAACGCUGGUUGCUGCGAUUGUGGUGAUCCAGAGGCAUAUGCAAAUCCUCGCUGUGAUUAUUAUAAUGGUAUAGGUUUAUCUAAGGAUAAUCACAAGUUACAACCGCCGUCUCCUGAAUAUAUUGAAAAUUUCAGUGAUAUGCUUUCAAUCCUUCUUGAUUAUGUUAUUGACGUCUUAUCACAAUCAAUUUCGUGUUUGGUUUCGCCAGUUACAGUGGAAGAAGUUCAAAAAUUAAGUGACGCUUCCAGACUUGAUCAAUCUACGUAUGGAACGAGCGAUCCUAAUUCUAUGCAGUAUGCCUUAGUUGUAUAUAAUGAUCUGAUGCAUCAGUAUCGGGAUGCCGUUCAAAGAGUGAGAUUUGCAACGGGAAAGGUUCCUGAAUUUGCAAAAAUGAUUGUUGAAAGGUGUCAGAUACAUGGAAGGGCAAUUGUGAUGAUCUCGGACCAUAUUUCAUUAUUAUUAAAGCGACAGAAAAUCCUUACUACUACAGGUCUUACGGCAUGUAUUCGGAGUACAAGAGACAUCUUCAGAGAGACAAUGUGCGAUGGGAUAAUUUGCUGGCUUUUGAAGCUUUCUCAAUCGACUAUAAUAAAGGGAAGUACCGAACUUCGAAAUUGCUUUUCUAGAGUUUUUAUGAGGCCUCAUCACGAUGGAUGUGCCAAUCAGCCUCUUCCCGUCUAUAAAAAUGGUGUCCUUCUUUCCCCAGCGCAGCUCAAGUAUGUUCCCUUUCAAAAUGAAUAUAUGCCAUCGGAAUUGGUUUGGAGUAUACCUGAUGAUAUUAAAAAAGAAUGCCGCUAUGAGGAUUUAGCUUUUGUGCUCCCUCGUGAAGGGGACGGAUCUUAUACAUUUUCCGCUUCGAGGUUUCAAUUUAUUCUUUUUUACGACAUUCGUUUGUGCCGCCUAAGUCGAUUGCGCCUUCAUGAUAUGUUAGUUUUGAUGCUUGUGAACAAUUUAAGAUAUAAGAUGUUAACUACAGCCCAAUUUUUGGAUAUAUACGAUGAUUUGCUCACGUUAUUUUUAUCCUUUGAUAGGGAGCCUGAAUGUUCAAUAAUGCCUACUUUAACGACACAAUUAUUCACAUGCCCCUCUUCUUGUACGGCUAUUCUUCGCCAUGGUGAUGUUUAUAAGAUGAUACGUUCUGUUGACAACUAUCUUCGGUUUGGAGCAACAAGUACAAGUGUUAGAUCUCCGUUUGCGUUAAAUAAAGAUGGUUUAUUAGUUUCUUCACUCCGAAAUCGGAAGUGGGGACAUAUGUUCAUGGAUCUUAAUUACAUAAUUACAAGAAACCCGGACUUGCUCUCCAUAGUAUACUUUUUACAGUGUUUUCCAAAAAUUGUCCAUAUGUUUAGUCUUCUUCAAUCGAGACCAAUGCUAAAACGUGAAGCUGCUAAGCAUGUUGAAUAUGAAUUCACAGAUUAUGGUAUAUUUUUUAAUGCGGCGUCGGUGGUUGCACAUUUUGGCGAAAGUAUAGGGAAGGUGUUUAAUAGAUUAGAUGAGGCUCAUCUAAGAUUGAGAAAUGGAGGUUUUAUUUCAGACAUGCUUUAUUCUCCAUUAAUUGAUAAGAUGGUCGAAAUAUCAUUUUUACCACACCAAAACUUUUUUAACUCGAAUAGCAAAACUCUCGGGAUGGUGAUUGAGGAAAGGGAAGCUCCAAUAAAGUUUAUUAAUAUCUCUUGCGACGAUGGAACAAUUCGUCGAUACGUUGAUUUUGAUGUUCUCUCCGGAAAGGUAAGUUUCAUUCAUCCGUUACAUAGUACGUUAGCAUGGAUUAUGGAAACCGACCAAAGUUUAAAUUCACCCACCAUGAUGGGUCGAGUUAUGCAGUUGAUUAAUGAUAUAACUUUUAAGCAAGUGCCUUCCGCCCAUGAUGGUGAUGGCGUGAAAGGUCUUUUUGAUAUUCCACUCCGAACUUUGGUUUGGAUGUCUCAAAUAAAGGUUGGCUUGUGGGUUAGAAAUGGUCUAAGUGUCCGAACACAAAUGAAUAUUUACAAGUAUUCCGGUAUAAGAGAGUGUGGUUUUAUGAAAGAUUUGUUUCUCACACAGGUUUUAUGCUCGUAUCUUUCUCCUGAAGAAGGUAUGUCUACAUUACUACGCAGAUGGGGUCUGCUUGAAUGGUCAGAAAUGCGUUAUGAACUUUGUAAAUAUGGUCCACAGCAUACAAAUGAAAUGGUGGAGGAAUUUUUACUUUUUAUGAUAAAUUUGCUAACCGAGGACUUUCAUCUAAAGAAGAGGUUUGCCGUGGAAACCCUAGAUAUGGUUAUAGCGAGAGAACUCAUUCAUACGCUAUGCUUUAAACCAUUGAAUUAUAGCAAGAUGAUCUCCUUGAUUCCAGAACACAUUUGUGCAGAGAAAAGAUUCUUCAUAAUAUUUGAGAAGUUCACAGAAGAAAUUCCUGAUAAGAAUCAUUCAUCCACUCAAAUGCAAGAAUUGAAGACAUACAAAUUGAAGGAUGAAUAUUUUUCCUUGGUUGAUCCUUUCUAUAUUUAUUAUUCGGCGAACAGACGGGAAGACUGUGUUAAAGUUUUAAAGGAAAGAAUUAGGAAGAAGAUUUUUAAGGAAAAGCAAAAAAAGGUUUCAAUUUCGGAAAUCGUGCUACCACCCAAGCAUGUUGAUUGGAGUACAAGCCCAUAUUCCGCCCUUCCAAAAAUUUGCUGUUCAAGGAGCUUUUUACAAUUUAUAGGCGCGUGCCUUCAAUAUUGUACGCAUAAAUCUGAUAAUAAUGACACAAGCAUGUCCGGCAAAGAGUCUAUUUUUUCACUUUUACUUCAUCUUCUUCACAUUGCUGUUGAUCAAGAGCAGCUAACCAAUUUUGGCUCUGAGUAUCUGUACCAUACAAAUAUUCCUCGUCUACUAUUUUCUUUGCUUAUGGAUAGUCGAUACUGCUCAUUUGCCCCAAAAAUACGGGCAAUCCUUCACAUAUUUUCCCAUGAAUGUGGACUUAAUGAGGAACAGGUUAAGCAUGUUAUUCCUGAAUAUGUAGAAGAUUUAGUUAUACCUCAUUCAGUGAACUAUACAGAGGAAGCGAGAAAGAGAAAGAAAUUGCUUGCAAAAAAGAAAAGGGAUAGAAUUCUUGCUAAGAUCAAGCAUCAACAGAAAAUGUUUGAAGAAAAGCAUUCGGAUGAAAUGGCUAUCGAUAAUGGCUUGGAAACUACGAAAAUUAAUGUUGAUGUGAAUAUGAAUGGUGAUGACGAAUCUGUUGAGCAAGAAGUUGAUAAUUCGUGGAAUUUUCCUGAGGAAAGGUGCAUACUUUGUCAGAUGCUUCCUGAAUCAUCGGAUGAGCCAUUUGGAAUUUUUAGUCAUGUUUCCCUAGGAAACGAAUUUAGGCAAGUGCCUUACUCCGAUAAGGAUCAAUAUUGGUUUUACAAAGCAUUCAGCGACAAUCCGAAUUUGGACGAAAAAUCGAAGUAUACCGAUUCAGAAUUACCGAAUAAAUCCUAUUUGCAAGCGUAUCUUCAGGAUAUUGAAUCAAAGAGUGUAAUUGGUCCUGGGUUCCCCAAUACAGAUUCCUGUUGGAAUGAAAAUUAUCCGAUCAUUACAAGUUGUUGUCACGGAAUGCAUUUCUCAUGCUAUCUAAAUUAUAUCAAGUCAAUCAAGUCAAAGCAAAUUUCACAGAUUACUAGAACUAUUCCUGAAGACUUGCAGAAGCAUGAGUUUUUAUGUCCUUUAUGCAAAGCGGUGAAUAAUAUUUUUGUGCCUGUCAUCUAUGGCAGCAGUGCAGAGAGUUUUACGGAACAAUUUGGAACUCCAAUUAGUAUUUCGUGCUUGAAUAGUAUGGAGAAUGCAUCGUUGGAUACUCAGAUGCAAAUUUAUACUCAACAUGCUGAUGAUUGUGUUUCGGUAGUCAAGAAUGAAUUAGUUAAUUCGGUCAAACAAAAAGUUAAGUUGAAUCAUUGGUUUAUUGAAGAAAAUAACACAACCAUUGACACAAAAUCCAAAGCGUUUAUUGCUUUGGAGCAGGCAAUCGGGGUAAUGUCUACUUUGUCGCUUCCAUUUGAUGGAAUCAGUUCAGCUAUAUCCUCUACAAUAGAAUCAGCUGAGAUUUCUUUGCGAGGAAUUGGAUACGAUGAGAUAUCAAAUAAGAAUAUUUCUCGUGUUGUUCAAACAGUUCAGUCCCAGUUGUCAAAUCAGAUGAUUACGAAUCUUCGUGUUUGGUGUCAGUUUAGAGAUUUAGUGAGGUCUACUGAAACUGUAACGUCGACGGCUCCAAUAAAUUCAUCGUCCAUGAUUGGAAAAAAUGAGAAACAGUUUCUUGGGUAUCCAUACAGGCUAUUAGGGCUUAUAAGCAACAUAUGUCACGAUGAUGAUGCCCUUUACGAUGGAGAAGACUACUUUAGAUUACUAGUAGGGGCCGAACCAUUGAGAUCAUUGGGGUUGAGCUUUCAGCGACUCGCCGCCAUCUGUUAUAAAAAGCAUGUUAAACAGUGCUUGUUAAAAAUUUACACUGUUUUACAACAUGAUGGUAACUCGCUUAAUGGAGACUUGCUCUCGUGUAUUGGCAAUGUUAAACUAACAGACCAUGCAAAAGAAGUCUUGAGGGAUGCAUUAAUGGCAUAUCUUGGAACAGAUGGCCUCACCCUUUCUCUUGAUAUCGGAAAGGUUAUAUAUGGAAUGUUAGUCAGGCUUGUAACGCCAUUUUUGAGAAGGGUUCUAAUUUAUUCCUUUAUUCAAUUUGCAAAUAUAUCAAACGAUGAACUAUCUCACAGAGUGCAGAAUUGCGUUUCGGGACUAGAAUGUGACAGGAUAUGCAUGACCCUUGGCAUUCCACCAUUGGAGGAGGUUGUACUUAGCCUGCAGCCUGUUAAUUUUCAAAAUGUGAGCCCUGAGAACAGAGUAAAAUUAUACGAUUCCAGGAUAUACUAUCCGGGCAGAAUUAGAUUAAUUAAUUUGCCUAUCAGACUGAAUGACUUUUUCACUAAUAUAUGCGGGAAAUUGAGCUCUGGCAACCAACCCUCAGAGCCUGCUGUCUGUCUUUUCUGUGGUGAAGUCUUGGAUAUGCAAAAGACACAGUAUGGUGAUACCUACGGAUCCUGUCAUACCCAUGUUAUUUGGGAUUGUAUCGACAGCAAUGGACUAGGGGUGUUCUUUGUGCCGAGGAACAAUUGUGUUCUUCUGUUGAGCCGGAAAAAGGGAACAUUUAUUGAAGGGCCAUAUGUUGAUAUUCAUGGAGAAUGCGACAUGGACUCGAAGAAGGGGCACGAUUUACAUUUGUGUGAAAAAAAGUUUGAUGAGCUCUCAAGAAUUAUUUGGCUUGAGCAUAACAUACAGAACCAUAUAUCAAGACAGAUGGAAUGCCAAGUUGAUAUUGGUGGUUGGCAGACUCUUUGA